Messenger RNA from Amyelois transitella, 2009 nucleotides. Its product is annotated as splicing factor C9orf78. Gene Ontology annotation, cellular component: spliceosomal complex. The coding region runs from base 157 to 1059 and encodes 300 amino acids. Gene Ontology annotation, biological process: mRNA splicing, via spliceosome. The transcript is spliced from 3 exons. Lineage: Eukaryota; Metazoa; Arthropoda; Insecta; Lepidoptera; Pyralidae. The record is from RefSeq and is a predicted model, not a curated record.
AUUUCAUCUCUAUUUGGUUUGUGACACUGACAGGAACUACACGUGAAAAAAAAUUAAUGCUUGGUUAGUAAAUAUUUUAGUUUGUGUUACGUUAACUACCUAAGCUAGGCUGGAAGGUGUAUUUAAUUUAACCGUUGUAACCUACAAUUAAUCUAGAUGGAAGAAUCUAAAAGCCAGGAUGACAUAGAAGUAAAAUUUAAACCUAAAAAGCCUAGAAAUUUAAGAAAAAGAAUAAAGGAAGAAGAAUCUGACGAUGAGGAAGUUAUAUUGGCAAAGUUGGAAGAGGCAAAGGAAAUACAGAAACUAAGGGAAAGGCCAAAUGGUGUGAGUAUUAUUGCAUUAGCUACAGGACAGAAGAUAACUAUAGAAGAGGAGGUCACAUGCAAAGAUCCUUUUAAAGUGAAAGCUGGUGGAAUGGUCAAUAUGCAAGCAUUAAAGAGUGGAAAAGUGAAGCAAGUUGAUGAUGCAUACGACACAGGCAUAGGAACUCAAUUUUCAGCAGAAACAAACAAACGAGAUGAGGACGAAGAAAUGAUGAAAUAUAUUGAGGAGCAGUUAGCUAAGCGGAAAGAAGGACAUAGCGAUGAACAAAAGGACUCUGAAAAUAAUGACUCAUUGAAGUACUUAUCCCCGGAGGAGGCUGCCUUACUUUCUCUCCCUGAACAUUUACGAGUCUCCUCCACUCAUCGUUCUGAAGAGAUGUUGUCCAAUCAAAUGCUGAGUGGCAUCCCUGAAGUAGAUUUGGGGAUUGAUGCUAAAAUAAAAAAUAUAGAAGCUACAGAAGAGGCAAAAAUGAAACUUCUUUGGGAGCAACAGAACAAAAAGGAUGGACCAUCUCAAUUUGUACCUACAAAUAUGGCUGUGAAUUUUGUACAACAUAACAGAUUUAAUAUUGAUGAUAAUGCUAAGAAGAGAAGAGUGGAAAAAACUGAAAGUGUAAAGCCUGAAAACAGUGUAAUAGACGCUAAUGUAGAUAAAAUUGUGAAAAAAGCUAAAGGCGAAAGGGCGACUGAUGACUAUCACUAUGAACGAUUUAAAAAGCAGUUCAGGAGAUAUUAAGCUGCUCCGUACAAUUUUUAAUGAAGUAAUUCCAAUAAACUACAUGAUCAAGUGUCGUUAUUCAAAUUAUUAUUAAGUGAUGUUCGAAAUGUUGUAUGUUGUAAUUUAUUAUAAACAAAAACGUUUUAUACACUAUUUUUGUAGAAAAAUAAAAUAUAAAGGGUGAAGAAGUAUGUAAAAUGCGUGCUUGCUAAACUUAUUUUGUUAUUUAUAGUCUUGCACAACUGUAUACAACUCUUAAACGUAAUAAAGAUAACAUAAAUACAUACCCUUGCGGGGUAGACAGAGCCAACAGUCGUGUGAGAUAAAGAUAAACUCGAUAAUAAACCACCAUAAUGAUCUACGUACGUAUACAUAUCUUGUCCAGAAGUUAAGUGAGAGAUAAAUACUGAAAACUUGGACAUAAAUAUUGAAUUCUAAUUAAAGCGUUUUUUAAUAUUAAUUAAGAUUUGGCUUUUUUUGAACAGUUUCGCCAUAAAAGCUCGAAGGCGUGCCACGUACUGAGUGAUGCCUGAAGUGGUGUAGUCAUCAUCAGGAGCGAGAAAUUGGCCAGGCAACUGAAGCGGCUCGCCAAGCACGAGUUCGGGUGGACUGGCAUGGAGAUCUUCUUUCCAGGAACAGGCCCAAGGAGGACCAGGGGAAGAGAUUCUGUCCACUGCGAAGAGUAGUGACACAUGGUGGCGGCUUUCAACAGGCGUUGCAGAAUGAGGAGUGGCGUCAGGCGCGCGCUGACAUAAUUUUUUAUUUUCAUAAUUUAAACGACACGCUACAUAUUAAUAAAUAUGUCACUGGCAGUUUGUAAAGGAAAAUGAUAAAAAUAAUUUGUUUAUCCACCAGCAGCAGAAUUGGACUCGAGCUACCUGUAGUUAGGCCUGCAGAGAAAGAAACGUUGUGAAGAUACCUAUGAAUAUUAUAGUAUAAUUUGAAAUAAAAUAGGAUAAAUAUUUCUA